Molecule: messenger RNA, 381 nt
Organism: Cornus florida
Lineage: Eukaryota; Viridiplantae; Streptophyta; Magnoliopsida; Cornales; Cornaceae
Exons: 1
Coding region: 1-381 (126 amino acids)
Source: RefSeq, a predicted model, not a curated record
AUGUUUCUAGUCCAAAUUCUCUUACAGUGCUGGAGGAAUCGUACCCGCCUUCGGUCGAAACUUUCAGGUCCGAGCUCGUCGGAAAUCAGAUUGUCUCAUAGCCUCGCUGUCACAGAUCCUCGCCGUCGCCAUCUCACAGCCUCACCGUCUCAAACCCACCACCACAACCCGUUGCCGUCACAGAUACCCACCACCACAACCCGUCGCCGCCAUCACAAAUCCUCAUUGUCGCCAUCUCACAGCCUCGCCGUCGCCAUCUCACAGCCUCACCGUCUUAAACCCACCACCACAACCCGUCGCCAUCACAGAUACCCACCACCACAACCCGUCGCCGUCACAGAUCCUUGCCGCCAUCACCAACUAAACCAAAUGAAGGCUUGA